UAAAUAUAUGGGAUUUUUGACUUAUUUUUUUAGCAAUAAACAUAAAGGUUUAAAUGACAAAGCCAAUGAAGAAGAGGUAAUCAAAUUUAUAAAGUAGAUAUGGAUUUAUGAUUUAGUCUAUGAACAUUUAACAUCCCCAAUCUGGAAAAUUGCAAUUAUGGAGUUCAUUGAUGAAAAUUGCAUAAUAUUUGAUGAUGAAGAUCAAUUUACACAAGAAUAGAACUAAAAAUUCUAAUAAUUUUAAGAUCUAAUAUCUUUUUAAUUUGAUAAUAUGCUUAAUGAAUAUGGAUUAACAUAGGAAUAAUUGACUAAAUAAAUUAUUAAAGGUUUGGCACAUCCAUAACAUAAACAAAUUUUUCAACAGAUUAUAGCUAUAAAUGAUUACAAGAUAUUCAGAAAAUAAAUGUUAACAAGAAAUAAGGAAUUAGAAUUUGAAGCAUUUGAGGAAUUAGAUAGAUAGGAUAAAUUACAAUAAGAAUAAUAACAAUAGUAAUAGUAAAUUCAUAAGUAACAUAUAUGUAAUAUUACUUAAGAUAACCAGCAGAAUUUGAUUAAUAAUUUGAACUAAAAAGAUUGUAAAUAGAGAAAGAGAAAUCUGAACUAGAAUUAGCUAUUGAAUUAUCAAAAAAAGCAGAAGAAGAGUAAAAGCGUCUUAUAGAAAAAGAAAAUGAAGAUUUGCUUAAACAAAUAUUGGAAUAAAGUUUAUUAGAAUACAAGUAUCUUUUUAUUUAUAAUUUAUUUAAAGUGAAUUACAAAAAAAGUUGGAGGUUGUCUAAUAAAAAGAAUCAGAACUUAGAUCAAAUCCCUUAUAUAAAUAAUCAGAAAUCUUCAAAUCUAUUAAAAAUUUGAAAUAUCCAUCUUUUUCAAGUUACAUUCAAAGAUAAGAUGAGUCCGAUUAAUUAAAAAAGGGAUAAGAAGAAUUAAAGAGUUAGAUCCUUCAUAAAUAAGAUUUUUAAAAUUAAGUUUAUUAGCCUUCUUUAGAAAAGGAUUACUCUUUUGAACCUCCAGUAAUUGAAAGAGUAACAUCAGAAUUAAUAGAAGAAAGUGAUUUACUUAAAAGUGAAGUGAUGUAAGAUUAGAAAUUAAAAAUGAUAUAAAAGAAAGAGUUAAUAAUUAAAAAGAAGAAUGAAAUGAAUAAAUCUGAAUUACUUAAGUUUGAACAGGAGAAAAAAUAAGUGUUCAUUAAUUAGGUAAUUAAUUUUUACAUUAUAUUAUAGACUCAAUAUUUAAAGAAGUGAUAAGUGCUA
Molecule: messenger RNA, 1247 nt
Organism: Paramecium sonneborni
Lineage: Eukaryota; Ciliophora; Oligohymenophorea; Peniculida; Parameciidae
Source: the annotation of a GenBank genome assembly